Molecule: messenger RNA, 3318 nt
Organism: Spodoptera litura
Lineage: Eukaryota; Metazoa; Arthropoda; Insecta; Lepidoptera; Noctuidae
Product: cytochrome P450 4C1-like
Molecular function (GO): oxidoreductase activity, acting on paired donors, with incorporation or reduction of molecular oxygen; heme binding; monooxygenase activity
Source: RefSeq, a predicted model, not a curated record
CAGUUACUGAUAAGAGCAAGAACAUAUCAAUAGCGUAGGUACCAAAUACUCAUAACGUUUUACGGCAGUCGUAGUUUGCGAUAGUGUAGAAAAUGUUCCUGCAAAUUUUACUCUCGAUUUGCACUUUCGUAAUCGGUUUACAUCUAUACUUUCGAUAUAAGUACAGCGGUAGAUUAAUCAACAAAAUUAAAGGGCCGAAGCAAACGUUCUUGUUUGGGAACCUCUUGGAUAUUUUCAUUAGUCCCGAAAUCCUGUUCCACAAGCAAAUAGAAUGGCGUCAAAAAUAUGGCCCUACUUGGAAACUGACUGCUUUUAAUUAUAGGUCUGUGUAUAUUUAUAAACCUGAGGACAUUGAGGUAGUUUUGUCAUCGACGCGAUAUAUAGGAAAAAAUUUGCCGUACAAUUUCUUAGUGCCAUGGCUCCAAGAAGGACUUCUAACGAGUCAAGGUGAAAAAUGGCAUCAUCGCCGCAAAAUGUUGACUCCAGCAUUUCACUUCCAGAUUCUCAAGAAGUUCUUUCCAACUUUCUGUGAACAUUCCAAAGAACUGGUCAACAAUUUAGAAAAGGAGUUGUACAAGGAAAAAACUGAUUUGUUCCCUAUUAUAAGCAAGGCUACACUUGGAUUAAUAUGUGAAACUUCAAUGGGUGCAACUACAGGUGAAGAUAUAGAAUUUUUGAAAAACAAAUAUUUUAAGCCCUUGCACACAGUGGCUUGGACAAUGAUGUAUCGGAUCACAAGAAUUUGGCUGUUCACAGACACACUGUUCAAACUGACUAACGUUGCUAAAAUACAAAACGCUGCGUUAAAAACUUUGAACAAAUUCACAACACAAAUUAUACAAGAUAGAAGAAAAUAUAGAAAACAUAAUAAUAUAACUGGUUACUAUAUUCACACUGAAGAUGAUGACGAUAAAAAUUAUGGGAAAAAAGGCAAACUAGCCAUGUUAGAUCUUUUGCUUGAUGAAGAAGCGAAAGGAAGAAUCGAUGAAGCAGGAAUCACUGAAGAAGUCGAUACGUUUAUGUUUGAAGGUCACGACACAACUGCAACAGUGCUCUGUUUCAUGAUCAUGAGACUGGCGAACGAACCUGAAAUACAGGAUUCGGUAGCUGAAGAACUAAAAAGUAUAUUUGGCGACAGUCAACGACCUCCUACCCUUGAAGACUUGAGUCAGAUGAAGUACCUGGACUGUUGUAUAAAGGAGUCGCUCCGUCUCUACCCCAGCGUGCACUUUAUGUCCAGAUGUUUUACUGAGGAUGUGAAGUUAGGCGAUGUCACAGUACCAUACGACACGAUGUGCCAUUUCAACGUGUUCGACAUACAUCGCAAUCCGGAUAUAUUCCCGGACCCGGAGAAGUUCAUACCGGAACGAUUUCUGCCCGAAAACUGUGUUUCGCGUCAUCCAUAUGCUUACAUACCAUUUAGUGCUGGUCCUAGAAACUGCAUAGGUCAAAAGUUUGCUCAGAUAGAACUCAAAGUAAUCAUGUCGAGUAUACUUCGAAGGUACAUAUUGGAACCUGUCACCAGAACAGAAGACCUGGUGUUCACUAUUGAUAUCAUUUUGAGGACCAAUCAUCCAAUCUAUGUACGUUUUCGUGAAAGAGAGCGUCGUGAUCCAGACUCGUCGAAACUGGCCGCGUGGUCGCUUAAACAUAUACAGGGUCAUAAUAUUCACAGCAUUCUGUUGCAACAACUGACAGUAUCACACGUGCUAAUCGCUGACAAAAUGGUCUUGUAUUUGAUAUGGGUCAUUGGCUUAAUACUUGUGGCGAUUCCCUUAUACUUGCGAUGGUGUCGCGCUGGCCGUUUAAUGGCCAAAAUUCCCGGUCCACCUGAACUGCCCGUGAUUGGAAACUUGCUGACUCUCUACAGAACUAAGGAGGAUUUAUUCACUGAUACAAGAUUAUUUAAUAAAAUGUAUGGGCCUCUCUGGAAAUUGCAAGCUUUCAAUUUGCGCGGAGUGGCUAUAUCUGAUCCUAAAGAUAUUGAGAUGAUACUCUCUUCCACCACUUACAAUGAAAAGAACUUGCCUUACAACUUUUUGUAUACUUGGCUUCGUGAAGGGCUGCUAGUGAGCAAAGGUGAAAAAUGGCACCAACGUCGAAAAUUGUUAACACCAGCCUUUCACUUCAAGAUACUCAACGAGCACUUCCAUAGUUUCCGGCAACAAACCCAGGAUCUACUGCGGGCCAUAGCAAAUGAACAUAAUGAGGCACAAGUUGACUUACAACUUUUAUUUACUAAAGCAACUCUUCUUGUUAUGUGCGAGACAUCACUUGGUACAAAAGUAGAAGACACGCCAGUUUUUGACAAAUAUCUAAAAUCCAUUCAUGAUAUGGGUGAAUGCGUUUUUCAAAGGUUGACCCAACCAUGGCUGGCAACCGACUUUAUAUAUAGCAUGUCAUCAAAUGCAAGAAGAGAAAAAUCUAUAGUUAAGGUAUUACAUGACUUUACAAAACAAAUUGUUGAGAAAAGGAGAGAGAACAGGAUGUUGAAUAGUAAAAGUGUGGUUGAAGAAAAUGUGUAUGAAAAGAAAAUUAAACCAGCAUUGCUAGAUCUCUUGCUGGAUGAAGAAGAACAAGGGAAUAUUGAUAUUGAGGGAGUCCUAGAAGAAGUGGACACGUUCCUAUUUGAGGGUCACGACACUACAGCAUCAGUGUUGACAUUCAUGGUCAUGAGGAUUGCCAACGAACCAGUAGCCCAGGACCGUAUAUACGAAGAGUUAAAAGACAUUUAUGGUGGCUCUCCGAGACAGUUGACUGUCGAAGACUUGAGCAAGAUGAGAUACCUGGAGUGUUGCAUCAAGGAGUCACUCCGGCUGUACCCGAGUGUACCGUUCCUUUCUAGAUAUAUUAAACACGAAGUUGACAUAGCUGGUUACACGAUUCCAAAGAAGACAUUUUGCAACAUCCACGUGUUUGACGUCCACCGUAACCCUGAAGUGUACCCGGACCCCGAGAGGUUUAUCCCUGAGCGGUUCCUUCCAAACAAUGUGGCCACUCGCAGCCCUUACAGCUACAUACCGUUCAGUGCGGGACCUAGGAAUUGUAUAGGUCAAAAGUUUGCCAUGAUGGAACUGAAGACAGUGAUGUCAGAAUUGCUGUGGAAGUAUCAGCUGGAACCGAUCACAAAGCCUGGAGAUUUGGUCUUCACAACAGAUCUAGUUCUUCGGACCAAUCAUCCUAUUUACGUACGAUUUAGACCAAGGGUGCAAUUGUAAUAAAAAGAGGUUGUAAUCGUGUUACACGUAAUUUUUGAAACUGUAUUCCAAAAAUAUAUUACAUUGUUUAUAACUACAUAAAUAUUUACAACUUAAAAUU